GCUCUAGAUCCCCGUCCCGGGAACCUAGGCCCCGCCGCAGAGGCGCGCUCACUCCCCAGCGGGGCCGGGGCAGCCUCCAGAGGAGAGGCUUCUACCCUCCCCAAACCGUGGGCUCUGCAUGGAGGGGCCGCUGGCUCUGCCCGCCGGGUCGGGGCCACUCCCGCCGCUGGUGCCGGGAGGCGGAGCCGCCGCUGUUCCGGAGCCUGGAACUCUGCAACACCCGGGACCCGAGACGGUGGCGCAGCGGUGCGGCGCCCGCCGGCUGGAGGCCGGCUACGAGCCCGAGAGCAGCAUGGCGGAUUACCUGAUCAGCGGAGGCACCGGCUACGUGCCCGAGGAUGGGCUCACUGCGCAGCAGCUGUUCGCCAGUGCCGACGGUCUCACCUACAACGACUUCCUGAUUCUCCCAGGAUUCAUAGACUUCAUAGCUGAUGAGGUGGACCUGACUUCGGCUCUGACUCGGAAGAUCACGCUGAAGACGCCGCUGAUCUCCUCCCCCAUGGACACUGUGACAGAGGCCGACAUGGCCAUCGCUAUGGCCCUGAUGGGCGGUAUUGGUUUCAUUCACCACAACUGCACUCCGGAGUUCCAGGCCAACGAGGUGCGGAAGGUCAAGAAGUUUGAACAGGGCUUUAUCACGGACCCUGUGGUGCUGAGCCCCUCGCACACUGUGGGCGACGUGCUGGAGGCCAAGAUCCGGCAUGGCUUCUCUGGCAUCCCCAUCACGGAGACAGGCACCAUGGGCAGCAAGCUGGUGGGCAUCGUCACCUCCCGAGACAUUGACUUUCUUGCAGAGAAGGAGCACACCACCCUCCUCAGCGAGGUGAUGACAACGCGGAAUGAGCUGGUGGUGGCUCCAGCAGGUGUGACGUUGAAAGAGGCAAAUGAGAUCCUGCAGCGCAGCAAGAGAGGGAAGCUGCCCAUCGUCAACGAUCAAGACGAGCUAGUGGCCAUCAUUGCCCGCACCGACCUGAAGAAGAACCGGGACUACCCCCUAGCCUCUAAGGAUUCCCACAAGCAACUCCUGUGCGGGGCGGCUGUGGGCACGCGCGAGGACGACAAAUACCGCCUGGACCUGCUCACCCAGGCGGGCACCGAUGUCAUCGUGCUGGACUCGUCCCAAGGGAACUCUGCGUACCAGAUCGCCAUGGUCCACUACAUCAAGCAGAAGUACCCCCACCUUCAGGUGAUUGGGGGGAACGUGGUGACGGCCGCCCAGGCCAAGAAUCUGAUCGACGCUGGUGUGGACGGGCUGCGCGUGGGCAUGGGCUGCGGCUCCAUCUGCAUCACCCAGGAAGUGAUGGCCUGUGGGCGGCCUCAGGGCACUGCCGUGUAUAAGGUGGCCGAGUACGCCCGGCGCUUUGGGGUGCCGGUCAUAGCUGACGGCGGCAUCCAGACUGUAGGGCACGUGGUCAAGGCCCUAGCCCUUGGAGCAUCCACAGUGAUGAUGGGCUCCCUGCUCGCUGCCACCACGGAGGCGCCCGGUGAGUACUUCUUCUCCGACGGGGUGAGGCUCAAGAAGUACCGGGGCAUGGGCUCCUUGGAUGCCAUGGAGAAGAGCAGCAGCAGCCAGAAGCGAUACUUCAGUGAGGGGGACAAGGUGAAGAUCGCGCAGGGCGUCUCCGGCUCCGUCCAGGACAAAGGCUCCAUUCACAAGUUCCUGCCCUACCUCAUCACAGGGAUCCAGCACGGCUGCCAGGAUAUCGGUGCCCGGAGCCUGUCUGUCCUGCGGUCCAGAAUGUACUCAGGGGAGCUCAAGUUUGAGAAGAGGACCAUGUCGGCUCAGAUUGAGGGCGGUGUCCACGGCCUGCACUCAUAUACCUUUCUGCCGUUUACGAGAAGCGGCUGUACUGAGGACGGUGGUGGAGGCCGAGGUGGUGGAGGGGGUGCACCCCAGGGCCCCGCUUUAGGCACAGCCUCCCUCCAUAACUGAGGAGUCCACAGAUUUGCACUACAGGUUCCCCAGCUCCUUUCAAAGGAGUGAGGAGGGGAGGCCCCGAGGGUCCAUGGCCUCUCACUGGGCCCCCCCCACACACACAGUCGGGACUGCUCCCAGGGCCUGGCUGCCCCGGGAGCCUCCGGGGUCUCCCUCCUUCAGUCUCCCUGAGCCCACCAACGGGGCUCUCAGGCCCCGUGCCUGCCUCAGGUCUUUCUCGCCGCAGCCUGCUCCGCCCGGCUCCCUCCCCUGGGGCAGGCGGCCCCCUGGCUUCUCCCGUAGGGUACCUCCCUCCCCACCCCCUCCCCAGAAAUGGUGCUCUCCUGGCCCUGCCUCUGGCCCCUUCCUGGGCUGCUGCCCCCCCAGCCAUGGGGCAUGUUUGGGCUCCUUACCUAGGCCAGAGGGAGGUCUCUGCCCCCUUCCCCUGGCCCUAGGCUAUCUGCUCCUCAGGCCACACCCCUGUUCCCCACCCUGGGGAGGAGGCAGCCGUCAUUCCCGACUCCCUGCCA
Messenger RNA from Phyllostomus discolor (pale spear-nosed bat), 2445 nucleotides. RefSeq names its product inosine monophosphate dehydrogenase 1 (gene IMPDH1). Bases 119 to 1933 code for a protein of 604 amino acids. Lineage: Eukaryota; Metazoa; Chordata; Mammalia; Chiroptera; Phyllostomidae. Gene Ontology annotation, biological process: GTP biosynthetic process. The transcript is spliced from 16 exons. Gene Ontology annotation, cellular component: cytoplasm. The record is from RefSeq and is a predicted model, not a curated record. Gene Ontology annotation, molecular function: IMP dehydrogenase activity.